Messenger RNA from Phytophthora megakarya, 612 nucleotides. Lineage: Eukaryota; Oomycota; Peronosporomycetes; Peronosporales; Peronosporaceae. The record is from the annotation of a GenBank genome assembly.
AUGUUCUCCGCCGAAAGGCGUCGAGGUGACAACAGCGUGUCGACUCUUGGAGUUGACACGCGCUCAAAUCAGAAUCGAGAAAGUUCUACGCCGCGUCGAGGUGACAACGGUGUGUCAGCUCUGGGAGUUGCAACACACUGCUCCGCCGAAAGGCGUAGAGGUGACGACAAAGCGUCGACUCCGAGAGUCGAUGUGACAAGUUGUGUGGACGGUUGCAAACGUCCAGCACUAAAACUUGCGUGCUGUCGUGCAGCCGGGCUGCACGAAGCAGGGCGCGAUCAAGCCGGGCUUGAUGAUGCGUGCCCGCGGGUACAAGAACCCGCCGGCGGUUGCCCACAGACUAGAAUGUCUGCCGGCAAUAUCAAGGAACGUUCGUCCAUGGCCGGGCCUGGACGAAACGCAAGUGAAUCAGGGAUUCACAAGAAGAAGCGACGGCGCAAGUACAAGACGUUGCGUAAGUCUCGGUCCGGGACCGGGACUCUCCAAGGUAUGUCAGCUGGGCAGACCCAAGUAGCAACAAUGGCUGUCGAGACGUUGAACGUCUUGACGCGGGCCUGUACUGGGUAUUUGUACGAGAAGAUGGAGUUGGAGAACCCUCCGACUCAUGCGUCG